AUGCUGAUUGGACGAUACCAUUCUGCUGGAGCCCGGGAGUUUCGAGAUAGACCAGGGAACCAAGGAUCUGUUAUGGAAAAAUACAAGCCCAAGGCGCUCCGGGCCCGCACGGCAACAUCAAAAGGAUCCGUCUACCACCAAGCUGCAGGACGCAAGGUUCUGUCUUUUCUGCUCUGCAGUUCGGUGAAGCUCAGCCUUAUCUUGGUUCUGUCGCUGUCCAUGGCACACGUGUUGUGGGGUUAUCCUGUCCUCUCUUCCAAGGUGCCUGCGAAACCUGAUUACUUGCUCAUCCUACUGAGCAGCUGCCCAGCCAGGCUGGAGGAGAGCGACGGGCUAGCUUUCCUAAAGUCAAUUUUGGAGAAGACAUCGAUGAAAAGGUCCUUUCGCAACGGAGUCGGCUCGGGGGUGAAAAAAACUUCAUUUCAAAGAGCAAAGCAAUGA
Myodes glareolus (Bank vole) is the source of this 441-nucleotide messenger RNA. The record is from RefSeq and is a predicted model, not a curated record. Lineage: Eukaryota; Metazoa; Chordata; Mammalia; Rodentia; Cricetidae.